AUGUUGGCCAACAAGUACAACACCGACACCUAUGGUUCGUCAGAGACAGAGCGUGCCCCUGACCACGUUUUGCCAGUGGCGCACUCCUCUCCCUCUCCUGUCAGUGCCCCUGUCGUUGCUCCUGAGCAAAAAGAUUCUAGGAACUCGUGGGAGGAAAACGACAGCGACGACGAGCCCUACCCCAUGGAUGCAUACGACUAUGACCGUGACGACGACGACGAAUCCGAGUCUGAAUCCGAAUCCAAGCAAGACAAUAACAACAAUAAGAAACAGCUCGACGAACAAUACCCCUCCUCCUCGCGCGACAGCAACAAGCCUAACGGAACAAAGACCUUUGACCAGCCCUCCGACGACGAAGAUCUUGCCAAAGCAGCUCCCAACCCCGACCUCUUCCGCGCGUCUGCUGUCAACUCACGGGCCUCCAUCAACUCUGGCCGAUCCUAUUCCAGCCAUACUAAGCACCACUCCUUUGGUUAUGGAGAUGAUAGACCUGAGGCCUCCGAAUCCGAGUCGGACUCGAGCUCAGAGUCCGAAUCCGAACAGGAUGGCACCUUUGUCAACGCAUCGUCUUCCCCCCCACCCCCGCCUAUCCCCACGGCAUCUCGUCCGGUGUCCAUCACAGCAUCCCCCAGAGUUCCUUCCGCCACAGUGUCACCCGUUACCUCAAAGUCAGCCGCCAAAGAGGAACAACAAAAGGAGGCACAGGAGGCGACAAAAAUACCACCAGUCUAUGAGGGCAUCAGUGCAUCAUCGCCACCAGCGUCACCCACUCUUUCCACAUUGACAGAUUCGAUCCCCAGCACAGCCGCUCCCACUAACCCUCAAACUCUAACCUCCCCAACCUCGACGUCGUCACUUGCGCCCUCCGACCAGACCCAUCGACCUUCUGGUUCUGAAAGUGAUACCUCAACUUCAUCCGUCGACCUUCGCUCUCCCUCGUCUGUGAAAGGACAUCUCAAGGCCAACAACCAGAGGCCAGGAAUGUUCCCUCGCUCGCUCUCCAACACAUCGUCCAGAGGUCUUCAAGACUCGCGGGCGUUAUCAUACUCGGAUUUGUCGGAUGCCGAAUUGAACGAAGUCUCGCUGGACGAGCCUGCAACUCAAGAGCCCAUUCGACGCAGCGCUACAAUUGCAACGCCUAGAGUACCCGUCACCUCUUCGAACGCAGGCUUCCCCUCCAGCUUCUUCGGAGGAAGACCUCAUCCCAAAUCGCACCAGUUCCAUCAGCAACAGUCCUCAGCCGGGCUCAACAGUCCGCAGGCUGCUGCACCACCUGUACCCCUGCCUUCUUCAGCGACACCACCAGAUAAUCGCCCAGGAAGUGCUCGUCAAGCAUCUAUUAGCUCUAUUGCCAGUUCUAUCUCAGGUGCAUUCAUGGGUCGCGGAUUCGGCGGCAACACCACCAACGGCAACACGGCUGCAUUGCCACCACCUCCAGCAACAUCAAGGACGCCUAGCAGGAUGAGCCAGAGAGGGUCCAAUGCUGGAAUGGUAAUCAACACGGGCAAUAACGGACUGGACCUGAGAUCGACAAGCAACAUUAGUCCCGAACGCGCUUCGACAUACUCGACCAUGACAACGGACUCGAACAUGGAUUUGCUGUUGGCGCGACUGGAAGCUCAGAACUCGGUCUUAGAGCAGGACCCCAAGAGACGCGCGACCAGCGAGACGUCGUCCGAGAUCGAUAGGGCUUUUGGACACGCCAAAGAAGAAUCCUCCAGCGAGGAUGUCGACUGGGAUUACUGGGGAUCGUUGAUGCACGACUACAAUGGAGUUGUCAAGAAGAACCCCAAGCAGUUGACGGUGAUGAUCCAGAAGGGAGUUCCUCAAGCAAUUCGAGGAUUGAUCUGGCAGCUCCUCGCUCAAGCUAAGGAUGCCCAGCUGGAGGCGACUUAUGCCGACCUACUCAAGGAGACCAGCUCACACGAGAAGCAGAUCCAGCGCGAUAUGAGUCGAACAUUCCCCAACCACGAGCACUUCCAGGCCGAGGGACUUGGUCAGGAAUCGCUGUUCAAUGUCGUCAAGGCCUACAGUCUCUACGAUGCCGAGGUCGGCUAUUGUCAAGGACUGAGCUUUGUCGUGGGUCCUCUUCUUUUGAAUAUGCCAGACGAGGAGGCCUUCUGUGUGCUGGUCAAGAUGAUGAGCUCGUACGACAUGCGUGGACACUUUACGCCGGACAUGAACAUGCUUCAGCUUCGACUGUACCAGUUUGAGCAAUUGAUGGAGGAGACGGUACCCCUGAUUCACAAGCAUUUUCUCAACCAAGGAAUCCGGUCGACCAUGUACGCAUCUCAGUGGUUCAUGACGCUGUUUGCGUACAAGUUCCCUCUUGAUCUGGUGUUUAGGAUCUACGACACCUUGCUGGUUGAGGGUGUUGAGUCCCUGUUGCGAUUUGCGAUUGCGUUGCUUAAGGCUAACCACGACCAGAUUCUGAACCACGAAUUUGAGACCUUGAUUGAAUUCCUUAAGAAUGGCCUCUUUGAGCCCUACAUGAACGACCCGAGUGUGUUUGUGAAGGAUGCGUAUAAUGUCAAGGUGACGCCCAAGAAGCUGACCCAGUACACGCAAAAGUACCAGGCAAUGAUCCAACGACAACAGGCCGAACUGGCAGCCGAGGAAUCGCUCCGGGAAUCAAACCGCCAACUAUCGCUGCAUGUCCGUCGACUGGAAGGAUCGUUACACACGCUGAACAAGGAGCAUGUGGAGCUGGCCAAGGAACUGAUCUCGCGUAAAGUUGAGAUGGCGCAACUCCAGGACCAGAACGACGUGUUGCUCCAGAAGGUGUCUGACCUGACUCGGAUGGUCGAUGCUCAGGGCAAGGAAGUCGAGGACCGGUACAAGGAUGAGAUCCAGGCGGUGAUGGAGAAGAAUGUGGAGCUUGUGAGGAAGAACGAACAGGCGGACGAGCAGUGCGGUUUCUUGGAGAGCUUGUUGAUCGAUACCAAGAUGAAGUAUGCGGAGAGCGAGAAUGAGCGGGAAGGCCUGGCCAGGAAGUUGAGUGACCUGAAGAAAGCCCUUGGCGUUGCAUAG
This is a messenger RNA of Linnemannia hyalina, 3030 nucleotides long. The record is from the annotation of a GenBank genome assembly. NCBI's taxonomy places the organism in Eukaryota, Fungi, Mortierellomycota, Mortierellomycetes, Mortierellales, Mortierellaceae.